Molecule: messenger RNA, 565 nt
Organism: Syngnathus acus (greater pipefish)
Lineage: Eukaryota; Metazoa; Chordata; Actinopteri; Syngnathiformes; Syngnathidae
Product: cocaine- and amphetamine-regulated transcript protein-like
Exons: 3
Coding region: 33-362 (109 amino acids)
Biological process (GO): G protein-coupled receptor signaling pathway; cellular response to starvation; negative regulation of appetite
Molecular function (GO): neuropeptide hormone activity
Source: RefSeq, a predicted model, not a curated record
UCCAAAGAGAACCCUUACUUGACAUCAGCACCAUGUUGAGCACCCGCGCCUUGUUCCACCUCCUCCUGCUCCUCGCCACCGCCGCCUUCCUGUACGUGUCCGCUGCUGAGGACGCCUCGGUGGAGAAGCGCUCGCUGGAUUUCACGCUACAAAAUCAACAGGAACAAGAUUUGAUUGAUGCUUUACAAGAAGUGCUGGAGAAGUUGAGGAACAAAGAGAUGCCCUCUGAGAAAAAGUUGGGCUGGCUGCCUUCUUGCGACGCAGGGGAGCCAUGCGCCGUGCGUCGAGGCUCCCGAAUUGGCACGUUGUGCAGCUGCCCCCGAGGAACUUCUUGUAACUUUUAUGUCCUCAAGUGCUUGUGAAAGAAACUCAAUGACCACAUGGUGCACUCACUAUGUUGCUCUGCAUAAUGUACUGUUUGAUGUGUUGUGACAAUUCCAAGUGUAGGAAUGUUGCUGAAAAUUGUUCAAUAGUUGUUUUGCUCAGGGGCACCGUGUUAUUUUGGUGAUAUUAUCAAAUGUAUUGUAAGAUAAGUUGUUGUUAUAAAAGCGAAAACAAAACCCUG